GAAGUUUACGAGGGAACCUGAAGGCGUCACAGUUCCACCCCUGCUGGGCUGGCAGUGAAGCUAAAAUAACCUACACCAGCAUACCGACACACAGACACACUGUAUGUACCACACACAAUCUGCCCACACCGAGCCCAGCUGGUCGGGAGCGGAGGAGAAAAGCAGAUUCAGGACUCCACCUGCGGAGGGUGACGGUGUUUUCCGACAACUCCCAGCGGCGGCGCGGUUAGCAGGACGGGCUAACGACAGUCGCUGAGGAUCACACCCUGCAGGCUUGCUGGACCGCACAGAUCCAGCUAUGUGAGCUGCUCUGAUGUGUGGAUUUGUGAAUCCAUCCAGCACCUGGUUAACGCAGCUUUCAGGCUGGUCCAGAGGGGCGCACUACAACUGUGAAGUGAACCUCCAACAGGCCUGCUGGCCUGGAUCGUAGCAUAACUCCCCCACCACCAGACUACCUCUGCUCUCCCCCCACCUUCCCCGUAGGAUUACUAUGCCUCUGGGUUUGGGAAGAAGGAAGAAGGCGUCCCCGUUAGUCGAGAACGAGGAAGCCGAGCCUAUCCGUGGAGGUCUCAAUGUGGCGGGUAUGGACGGCCUCGAUGGAGGUGUCAUCGGUUUGGGAGAAGGCGCCACCUCUGAAGGUCUGCCUCCUCCACCCAGCAGCAUGCGACCUCGCCUCAUCUUCCACACUCAGCUCGCUCACGGCAGCCCCACCGGACGCAUCGAGGGCUUCAGUAACGUGCGGGAGCUCUAUGCCAAGAUCGGCGAGGCCUUUGGGAUACCUCCAUCUGAGGUUAUGUUUUGCACACUGAACACUCACAAAGUGGACAUGGAUAAACUGUUGGGAGGUCAGAUUGGACUAGAGGACUUUAUUUUUGCCCACAUAAAAGGACAGCGGAAGGAAAUCGAGGUGUACAAAGGAGAGGACGCACUGGGGUUGACGAUCACUGAUAAUGGAGCUGGCUACGCUUUCAUCAAGAGAAUCCGCGAGGGGAGCGUCAUCCAUCAGAUUCAGGUCAUCAACGUGGGAGACAUGAUCGAGUCGAUCAACGGCCAUCGCCUGAUCGGGUGUCGACACUAUGAGGUGGCCAAGAUGCUGAAGGAGCUGCCCAAGGGGAAGGAGUUCACCAUCAAGCUGGUGGAGCCUCUCAAAGCCUUUGAUAUGAUCGGCCAGCGGUCUGGAGGGUCCAGGUCGGCGUCAGGAGUUCAGCUGGGGACCGGAAGAGGAACUCUGCGGCUGCGCUCGAAAGGCCCCGCUACCGUGGAAGAACUGCCCUCUGCAUUUGAGGAAAAGGCCAUUGAGAAGGUGGAUGACCUGCUUGAGAGCUACAUGGGAAUCAGAGACAGCGAGCUGGCGGCCACCAUGGUGGAGCUGGGAAAGGACAAAAAGAACCCUGAUGAGUUCGCGGAGGCUUUAGAUGAAACCCUGGGAGACUUCGCCUUCCCGGAUGAGUUUGUUUUCGACGUCUGGGGUGCCAUCGGUGAUGCAAAGGUUGGCCGGGUGUAAACUGCAGAAACUAAAAGGAGUGGAACAACCCGAGAAAGAGAGAGAGAGAGAGACACCCACAACAUUCAGCACUACUAGGAAACACAACACUACCGUCAUGAGUUUGUUUUUAUUCCUGUGUAUACUCUUACCAUUUUUAAUUUCGAGUGUACCCUUUUUGGGGAGACUCUGCCUAGACAAAGAGCGUCAUGCCACUUUAACGGGAGAAGAAGACUGUGGUGACUUCCCAAGUGCUUUUUUAUUUGUCUUCCGGCUUUUUUUUUCCCCCCCAGAAACUGCUGAUGAGCACGCUGAUGAGCAUUCCCUUCGACCGCAUCACGUGACCCUGCAUGUCGUUGUUGUAGCUGCUGGCAGUGGAAUAAGUACACCACACGUCUCUGAUAUGGGAGAAAUGAAAGACAACAGCUAACACACACACACACAAAAAAAAACAAAAAAAAAAUGUGAUUUAUCUUUUGUUUUUUUUCCACACUGCACUGUGUUGCACUGCGCUGUAGACCAACAGAGAUUGCACUGUACCUCACCUGGUGAGCGGCACAGUUAUUGCACAGUACAAAGCAUCCCUGAUUCAGUGUCAUCCUGAACCGCUCGAUGUUACUGUUACGGAUCCGUUUUUUUUUUGUUUUGUUUUUUUUACAAGCAUGUUCUGUUACAUUUUUAUCUUCACGAUGAAUUCUGCUGGUUUUAUGUUCUUUUAUUUUGGUAAACAGAGAGAAAAAAAAGGAUCAUAGUGAAGCGUAGCUUGUUGACUAAAAGACCAGCGGUGUUACCGUUAACACACUCCAUGCUGUAAUGAAGUUAACCACAGCUCAUUGCACUCUCUUCAAACAUUCGACAGGAAAAAAAUCAGUGUUAAUUUUACUUUUUAUUGAAAGCGGAGUGGUUUCCAGGUUUGUGGAUUGUGUUGACUCGUUUUUUUUUUUUUUUUUUUAUAGCUAGUGUUUUUUAUAUAAAGUGAUGUGACGUCUAUUUUAAAACAAGAUUUGUGUAACAGGUGAAGAAUUUUAAUCUUGUGUAGCAAACUACAUCUUUGUUUUUUGAAGUAUUACACGAAAGCAGUAUUGAAGAGGAGAAAGUCAUGAGGUGAAGUAGAAGAAGUAAAAGAAAAGUUGCCUUUUAUUUCUUCACGCAUUUUAUUUUUUUCUUAAGUUUUACUUUUGUUAGAAGGCUGCAUUCUGGCGCAUGGUGCUGAAAAAUCAUUUUCAUCGGAGCGGAAUGAUACCAAACUACUUCCAUCACGCGUCGCGGUGACUUGUGUUGUUCACGCAGAGGAAAAAGAGGCAACGCUGCACCAACUGCUUGGCAUAGGUCAACACACGCCUGAAGAAAACAUUUAGGUGUUAACCUUUUUUCAGUAUAUCCAAAUGUAUGAAGCUGUUUUGUAGUUUUGUUUGACUCCUUCAGAGUUAAUGAAUAUCUAAAUGGGUUAUGUAACGGAACUGAUGCUAGAACACUGUAACACUGAGAAGAACACAUUAUUUUGAUGGCUUUCUAUUACACUGUUGUCAUUGUCCAAUUAUAAUGCAAUAAUAACAUCGACAUGGCA
Molecule: messenger RNA, 3050 nt
Organism: Larimichthys crocea (large yellow croaker)
Lineage: Eukaryota; Metazoa; Chordata; Actinopteri; Sciaenidae
Gene: gipc1
Product: GIPC PDZ domain containing family, member 1
Exons: 7
Coding region: 491-1504 (337 amino acids)
Molecular function (GO): protein binding
Source: RefSeq, a predicted model, not a curated record